GUUUUUAAUAACAAUAAUAACAAAAAAGGUGUGCUAGCAACAGUAAAGAGCCUGGUCGGACUGCUCGGGUAUUUAGGCUCUAUACUGGUGGCAAAGUCCAGUCGGUUCCAGCAGGUUGACGGUAAAAACAGGUGGAAAAAUCAAAGUUUGUUUUGUCUUCUUUAAUCCACAGCAUACAAAUAAAGAGUCCUUGUGAAAACAACAAACCAGUCACAGACAUGGUUUUUCGGAAACAGCAGCAGUAUAGCUGGAAAGACUCGAACUUAGCACAGUUCGGAUCGGACACUGAGAGACUGGUGAAAAAGGAUGCAGCAAAAUUUGAACCUGCUUGGAGUACGGCAGGACAAACAUGCGGCUUGCAAAUCUGGAGAAUUGUGAACUGGAAAGUGACAACAUGGCCAAGAGAAGAUUACGGGAAAUUUUACGAUGGAGAUUCUUAUAUCAUUCUUAAUACCUACAAGAAGAGGAGAUCAAUGGAGUUGCUAUAUGACGUUCAUUUCUGGAUCGGUAUGUACAGUACCCCGGAUGAGUACGGCACGGCCGCCUAUAAGACCGUCGAGCUGGAUAUGUACCUUGAUGACAUUCCAAUACAACACCGAGAAGUCCAGGGUCACGAGUCCGAGCUUUUCAAAAGUUACUUCGAAAGUAUCACGAUUUUGAAAGGCGGAGCUGACAGUGGUUUCAGACACGUGCAGCCGGAUGAAUACACGCCACGCCUUCUUCAUUUCCAUGGCGACCGUAAAGGAGUGGUAGUAAAAGAGGUUCCAAGGUGUAAGACUCUGUUAGACAAUACAGAUGUCUACAUACUUGACUUGGGUCUGAAACUUAUCCAGUGGAAUGGCUCUGGUAGCAACAAGGAGGAGAGAAUAAAGGGAUUGCGGUAUCUUAAGAAUCUACAAGAUGAACGCGGAGGUAAAUGCCGGACUGAAACAUUAGACGAGAAUCCACGAGACACUCGUAACGAGUUUUAUGCCGCUCUAACUGAGGACGGCGAUGCAGACGACAACACUGUAACUGUUGACAAGACUAAAGAACUGUACAGAUUGUCAGAUGCUUCUGGAAGUAUGGAAAUGACGCUGGAAAAAUCAGGAAAGAUCGACAUGGAAGACUUUGAUAGUGAGGAUGUAUUUAUUUUUGACACGAAAGAGUCGGUGUUCGUCUGGAUCGGGGAGCAGACGACACGCCAGGAAAAGCGCAAUGCAAUGUCGUAUGCCCAUGAUUAUCUGAUGAAGACAGACCAUCCAUUUGUUCCAAUUUGUUGUCUCUCCGAAAACAAGUGUUCCGAGGCGUUCAAUAUGGCGAUUGCAGCCUGAUGCGACACUUUUCAUGUCUGUUCAGUAACUUGAUGUAGACUGGAAACAUUCUUUACAAAGCUUCUUGAAUUUGUUUCAUCCGGCCUGUAGUGUUCACAUAAGAAGCACUUGUACCAAAUGCAACCCUUUUCCACUUUUUGCGCAUAGUUUAGGAAUUAAAAGAAAGACCAUUUUUUUCAAUUUUACCAAAACUGUUGACUCCUAUUGCACGAUUAUCAAGAAUUUUAUGUAUAAACUUGAUGCACAAAUUAAAUUACAAAUUGACGUUUGUAUUCAUAAGUAUUCUUUUACAUUUAUC
Molecule: messenger RNA, 1611 nt
Organism: Ruditapes philippinarum (Manila clam)
Lineage: Eukaryota; Metazoa; Mollusca; Bivalvia; Venerida; Veneridae
Product: gelsolin-like protein 2
Exons: 11
Coding region: 219-1313 (364 amino acids)
Molecular function (GO): actin filament binding
Source: RefSeq, a predicted model, not a curated record